Molecule: messenger RNA, 1524 nt
Organism: Paramecium primaurelia
Lineage: Eukaryota; Ciliophora; Oligohymenophorea; Peniculida; Parameciidae
Source: the annotation of a GenBank genome assembly
AUGGAAAAUCAACGGAUAACUAAAAGUCUUAAAUCUACCUCUUCCUUAAAUUCUAAAUAAUCUACUAAAUAAAUCUAAUGUAAUAAAGAGUAAAAUAUCUAAUAGAACCAAAUGUAAUCAUUCAAUAACAUCCAACUCAAUUAAUUUAGAAAUCAGUUUAAUAAAAUAUUCCAUUAAUUCCUCUUUAAUAAGUAAACCGUGUAUUACCAACAAGAGAUACUCCAAUAUUUAAAUAAAAUUAGUGUGAAUUAUAUUCUUGUACAAAGUAUUCAAUCAUUAAAAUAUUAAAUUAGAGAUGCCACUAAUUUAAUGGCUAAAUUAGAUUCCCUAAGAGAAAUCAAAUCAACAGAUAGCCCAAUAACCAGUCAUGUUUCUCCUAUACCUUCUACAUAAUAGAGUGUAAUAGUAUUGAAAUAAAAUAAUCCAUCAAAAUCAUAAUAAUUAUUACAAGUUGCUUGUUCUAGUUGUGUAGAACCUUAUAAAGUUUGUAAUAAGAAUGUUACUUAAAGUUAAUAAUUAAGUAAAACACUUCCUCAAAAAAAGAAUUAUGAAGAAAUGAUAGAAAUAUUAAUGAAAGAAUAAGAAUUUUUAGUUUAAUAAUAUAAUGAUUAAGUCAAUAUAUUUGAAAAUAAAAUGAAAGAGCUUUCAUAAGAGAAUAAUAAUUUAGUUGAAUAAAAUAAAUUAUUCUUGGAAUAAAAUUUAUAAUUAAAUGAAGAAGUAACCUAACUUAAAUCAAAACAAAUAUCAUUAUAAAAUUAAUCAAUAAAUCAAAAUACAUAAAAGACAGUUUAAUUAUUAGAAUAUCAAUUAGAAUAAAAAAAGGAAGAAUUAAAUCAAUUAAUAGAGAAAAUGAAUGAAAUUCUAUCUAUUAAUUAGUAAACAUAAGAAAAAAAUAAUGAAUUAUCAUAAUAAAUUAAUACUAUUUUAGAAUAAAAGGAAAAAGAAAUAAAUGCUUAUUUUACUUAGAUUACUAUGUAUAAAUAAACAAUCUAAGAUCUUGAGUUAAAAAUUACAUAAUUACUAUAAAAUGAUUAAUUAUAAUAAAAAACAUUGAAAGAAUAAUAGAAUAAAUUAGUAGUUAUUGAACAAUCAGAAAGAAAUAAAUAAUAGUUAAAAGUAAAAUAUAUAAUUUAUUUAUAUUAGAAUAAUGUUAAAGAAACAUUUGAAUACAAAUAAUUAAUUUUGGAAUUAGAUAGCAAAUGUGUUACAAUAACUGAAAAAGAUAAUUAAAUUGAAACUUUAAAAAUUAAAAACAAGAUGAUAUAAUAACAAUUAGCUUAAACAUAAGAAUAUUAGAUUUCUCUUAAAAAUCUUUAAGAAGUUUUGAUAUAAAGAGAUAAAGAAAAUGAAGAAUUAAAAUCUGAUUUAAUUAAUAAAGAUUAAGAAAUAGAAAGAUUAAAUUAAUCAUUAAAAAUGGUAAGGAAAGAGAAAGCUAAAUUAUCUAUAAAUUUAAUGAAUGCUGGAAUGGCAAAUCUUGUCAUGUUAUCUUAAAGCUAAACUUAAUAAGAUGAGAUUAUAGUUUGA